CAAAGAAAUUUCCUUCUUUCCAUCCCACUCUCGCUCCCCAAUUUCCCCAUUCUCUGUCACACUCUCUUCCUCCAAGCCCAGGACACAGGAAGCGUUGAUAUAUAUAUAUAUCCAGGACAAGAACAAGGCUCAGCAGAAGAACAAGAAGAAGGGACGUCCCCAGCCAGACCUACAACCACAAUCAGCCAUACAACAACAAACCGCUUCCACAAAUCAGUCCCGAGAUGCAGCACCCGCAGCAGCACCCGCAAUACCAACAAGCAUACCAAUACAGUCCGCAGCAGCAGCAUCAGCAUCAGCAACAGCAACAGCAGCAGUACAACCAUCGGAAUCUGUACCAGCAAGGCUCGCCCGGGGAACAGCAGCACCAGCAACAGCAAUACCAGCAGUAUCAGACGGUCGUUCAACAGCAGCAGCGACGUCCGUCCGGUGCAGAGGCCACGAUUCUUCAGAGUUCGUUAAAGGACUGGUUUGAUGCUGUUGAUACGGAUCAUUCGGGAAGUCUCUCCUGUGAGGAACUUCAGCGGGCACUCAUGAAUGGUGACUGGACGCCGUUUAAUGUCGAGACGGUCCGUUUGAUGAUGAACAUGUUCGACCGAGACAACGACGGGACCAUCUCCUUCAACGAAUUCAUCGGCCUCUGGAAUUACAUCGAGAAAUGGAAGGCCUGUUUCCAGACCUACGAUCUCGACGGAUCAGGAACCAUCGAUGCCAUGGAGCUCCAAAAGGCCCUCCGAGGCUUCGGUUACAACCUCAGCGAGGCCAUCGUCUCCAUGAUUGUCACCAAAUACGAUGUCCGGGGUAGGGGCGACAUCAGUUUCGACAACUUUGUUCAGUCCUGUGUCACCAUCCAGACCCUCACGGACGCCUUUCGGAGGAUCGAUGUCGCAGGCACAGGCGUUGUGACCAUGUCCUAUGAACAGUUCCUUGGGUUAGUCAUCAACAAUCGCUGAAUAACCCCCCACAUCGUGGCAGGAAUUAUCUACAGAUGCCGUUGAAGAAUAAAGUAGCUACAGCAACACUUGUCCC
Molecule: messenger RNA, 1029 nt
Organism: Gamsiella multidivaricata
Lineage: Eukaryota; Fungi; Mortierellomycota; Mortierellomycetes; Mortierellales; Mortierellaceae
Exons: 4
Coding region: 225-953 (242 amino acids)
Molecular function (GO): calcium ion binding
Source: RefSeq, a predicted model, not a curated record